GAGAGAGAGAGAGUCAGAGAGUCAGAGCCACAAGCUGAUCAUCUCCGUGUUGAUGCAGCACUUCAAGCAUAAGGAGCCCCGAACAAGUAAGCGAUGCUUAUUUUGGUACCGCAAAUAUAAAUGCGUUUCUGGAUGUAGCCUAGUGUGAUUCUGAAAAGUAACAUUUUAAGUUUCCUCAACUGUACGCCAUAAUUAUCAAAAGUAACAUUCGGACUAAAAUACUGCAAUAAAGUAACUUCUGGGUGAUGUAAUGUUGAAAUCUGCCUGUGUCUGUACUGUUAGGAAUUUACAAAAGGCGCUCAGAUUCAGUCCGGUCUGUCUGCAUAGAUGGUCUAUAGAUAAUCCGUUCGUUGUUAUGUAAUAUAGAACUAAACAGGAUAAACCGACUGCUAUCAUGCAACUGCGCUUGAUGUAUCCAUAUAGAGAAGCAGAUGUAAAUCCUUCAUUUGGGAAAGGGUUCAAAACGGACUGCAGGUUCUCUCCCCAGAUUUGGUUAUGUGAUCAUCAGUUUAAGCCCAUAAUCCCGUCUAAUCGGGAAUAUUCCAUGCGUGUGCCUCGGGAGUCUGCUGAAAUGACACAUUUCUAUGCAGUUUGCAAAACAUAUUCGCAGUGUUUCCGAUGUGUCGCUGUGUGCGAGCGCAGGAGGGUCAGCCAUGGCUUUCGGCAGGAGAGUCUUAACUUGGAGCGCACAAAGAUGCUCUGCUUGAUUCCCCUGCUUCUGCUGCUUCUGCUGCCGCUUCCGAGCAUCAUGUCGGGCUUCAGGCAGUGUCCAAGCCCCUGCCUUUGCUACGAGUCCUCUGACCUGGUGGACUGCAGGUCUCAGGGCUUGGAGCAGGUCCCCCCCGGUGUCUCCCGCGGCACUUGGCURCUGGAUCUCAGCGGGAACAGGGUGAGAGAGGUGCGCAGUGAUUCGUUCGUGGGACUGUGGUCGCUGAAGUUUCUACUGAUGUCCAACAACAGCAUACAUGCUGUGCAUCCACAGUCCCUUUCAUCCCUGCAGUUUCUGGAGAAGCUGGACCUGAGCUUCAACCGACUGCGCUGGCUGCCUCAGGACUUCACUCUCCAUCUGACCUCCCUCCAGGAGCUGCGGCUGGACCACAACCUGAUGCAGCACGUCGACUCCUCCUCCCUGAGAAACUGCGACAACCUGAGGAAGCUCGACCUGAGCUACAACCGCAUCCGAACGAUAGACGCCAGGGCUUUCCACAGCCUCUCUCGACUGCGCCUCCUGCACUUGGAGGGAAACAGGCUGAACAUGCUCAAAGACGGGCUGCUGAGCCGCCAGCAGAGCCUGGAGGUUCUCCUGCUCGGCCACAACAACAUCUCGGCGAUCGAGGCCGAAGCUCUGGCCCCUCUCCGCGGUCUGACCCUGCUGGGCCUCCGCAGCAAUCGGCUGCAGCACAUCAAGUUCAAGACCUUCCUGAAGCUGCAGACCGUCAGCACCCACCUGCAGAUGUCUCUCAACCCCUGGACCUGCGACUGCGACCUGCAGCGCGUCUUUGGUAAGAUCCAGUUCGUGCGACACCUGCAUGUGGAGGACUACAAGGCCAUCCUUUGCCACGCCCCUCCUCAGCAGGCCGGGAGCCCCCUCGCGUCCAUGGACAGCCAGCUGUGCAUGGCGGAGACGGCGUCAGUGCUGGUCAUCACCAUCACCGUGAUGCUGGCGGUGAUCGGUGCGCUGGUCAAAGCUGAGCGCAACCGCAAGAACAAACAAGCUGCAAGUGAUGCAGAGUCUUCAGACAAGUGACUGGUUAAAGGAUGGAGCUCCGACACACACAGACGGCCUACUGCUGGACGCUACAUGAAGCAGCCACUGGAGAAACACCAAGUGUUUUUUUUUUGUUAGUGGAAAACAAUCCAAAACUUUGUCAUUAUUUUCUGUCCUUUGACUAGUUUUAGUGAAAGGCUUUCCACAAUUGCUUGCAAAAAUAUUGAAACUUAAAUGUUUUUCAUAUUGAAUCAUGUCAUCAGCAUAAAUGUAAAACAUAUUCCACUGGGCUUUUUAUUGGCUAGACUAAUCCAAAGUCGUGUUUUUACUGUGGAAUGGAAGGAAAUCAAGUUUUCCAUUUUUUAAUGAAUAAAAAAAAAGAAUCACUAAAAGUUUGCUCCAAUACCACUCUAAAAAAGUCCAACACAACCACUUACUUCCAGAAGUCGUCCAAGUAGCGAAUAAAUUUCAUCUUGUGUUUCAUGCAGUUUUGGAAUAAAUCCAGCUGACGCCAUACCUUAAAUCUGUAGCAGUCUCUUUGGUUUUUGUUGCUGUAAUUACGCAAUAUUCUGUGCGCUACAUCUAGAAUAUUGCAUAAUUGCAACACAAGGAGAAACGUUUUCAUCCUUCAGUUUCUAUUGGACUCAAAGCCAACAGCUUUUAUUAAAAAGGCUACAAAAUUGUCUCCUUUUAUGCCUUAUGACCUUGAAAAGAAAAGAAAAAUUUCAUCUGACAGAUCGAACAACAAAGACAAUCUGGUGCAUUUUUGUAACAAAUGCUUGUAGUUUUUGGUUGCAGUUAAUCUGUCCGACACGGUAAAGUAGCUGAUAAUAUUAUCGCUACAUAUAAAUGAUGUGCACAGUAUUUUGUCAGUUGACAUUCUUGGGUACUUUAAAUUUAUUGAAAAAAAAACCAAACAUUUUUGUACAUCUUAAAAGCAACAUACCAUUAUAGAACAGUUUUCAUUUACUUGAAAAUUUUAAAACAUGAAUUGUGAUAUUCAGGGUUUCCCAGGGAAGUAAAAGCUCCCUGCAAAUGCAUAAUACUCACUCAUGUUGUAAAGUUUCAGAGCAUAACAAAGUGUAAACAAGAAACCAAAUAAAUAAAACCAUUUGCUAUUUAAAAAGUAAAAAGGAAACGUGUUUUUCUUGUAGAAGGAAAGCUGCCAUCUGGUAGCUAAUGAUGAACCGUCUGAGCUCUCCCGAGCUGGGCGCUUUAAAUCCUGAGGCGGGCAGCGGCUUCCGGCACAAUCCAGCCACAACAAUCUCAUUCUGCACAGACGCUCCCGUUUGUAAAAAAA
This is a messenger RNA of Poecilia reticulata (guppy), 3008 nucleotides long. RefSeq lists its product as uncharacterized. Gene Ontology annotation, cellular component: plasma membrane. The record is from RefSeq and is a predicted model, not a curated record. Lineage: Eukaryota; Metazoa; Chordata; Actinopteri; Cyprinodontiformes; Poeciliidae. Gene Ontology annotation, molecular function: protein binding.